GCGAGGCUCGCUAGAGUUAAGAAAAGAGAAUGGAAUGUAAGGAAUUUUGUUUCUUAGUUGAAUCAAUAUCACUCAAUUAAUGCAUAAAAAGCGAAAGUACUCCCGAUUCACUACUGUCAUACUUUAAUUUAAAAGGUGUAUUAUGGCUAUACACCAUAGGAGGUACAGAAGGCGAUAAGAUUCCUGACUAGUGAAUUAUGUCCUCACUGUCCCUGCAUAAUGCUGCUAAUAAAAAGAAGAAAAUCGUCAACGUCAUCUUAUUAAAUGGAGAGGCCUAUCAAGUCACAGUGGAUGUCAAGUCCAAAUUUUUUGAUGUCUUCAACCAAAUUACCUCUUACCUAAAUCUUAGAGAAACAGAAUACUUUGGACUGGCUCAAAAGAAAGAUGAGGAAUAUUUUUUUGUUGCACUGGAUGAGAAAAUCCAUAGACAAGCUCCUAAGUCAUGGAAAUCAGGAAAUGGAGAGGGAUUGGAUGAACGUGGUCAGCCGAUAUUAACAGUUUAUUUCCGUGUUCAUUUCUAUGUUGAUCAGUUUGUAUUACUUAGGGAAAAGGUCACUAGACAUCUGUAUUAUCUCCAGUUAAAGGAAAAUCUGCUGAGUUACAAUCAUGUUUGUUCGGAAGGAAAGUGCUUUCAAAUGGUGUCUUAUGCACUACAGGCAGAUUUUGGCAAUUAUAAUUCAGACAAGCAUGGAGAGGGUUACUUUGAUCCAAGGGAAUACUUUCCUGCCUGGAUGGUAAAGAGAAGGGGCGAAAACUACAUUGUGAAUAAUACACCAGUCAUCCAUCAAGAUUUACAGAAUGUGACAAAGUCGGAGGCAGAGUUGCGAUUUAUUCGGGAAGCCUCCAUGUCACCUGCUGCACACAAUCUUCAUUUUUAUCGUCUUCGGAAACGGAAAACUGACAAAACUAGCAAUGCAUGGUUAGGUGUUUGUGCCAAAGGAAUUGAAUUAUAUGAGGAAAUUGAUGAUUCAUUCAAAAAUCUCAUUUCAACAUUUUUAUGGCCUGAUAUUGGAAAACUUCACUUUGAGAAAAAGAAGUUUGAGAUUCAGUCCGGGCCAGGAGGGAGGAAAUUUGCUUACUACACAGACUCGGAUAGCAAGUCCAAGUACCUGCUAUCUCUCUGUCGGACAACUCACAUGUUCCAGAUGGCCAUCCAACCCAAGCUGAUGGAGAUCAGACACUUAGAUGCAGAGGAUAAGAGGAGAUAUCGAGAGUCUUAUAUCUACUCAGACACUCAAGACCUUGUGACAAAUGGAGGGGCUUUCCGUGGGAACCUCUCUCCCUCUUCUAAAGGCACAACCACAAGGUUCUCUGUGGUCAGUGAUGCUAGUUCUAACACCACGUCAGGCAUUGCCAGUGACAAAAUGACCAUCAGUUUUGAAGAGAGUGAUGAUCACAACAAAGAAAUCAUCAUAGACUGCCCACCACAAGUGUCCAAUUUUAGAAUGUCUCCUCGUCAAGGGAGAUUGAAAACUGAUGGCGGCAUCAUCUCCACAUUGCCAAGUUAUGUUCCUUCACGAAGUAAGAAGACUAGCCCUAAGCUGGACUACAAGUCUGCUUCAGUAGGUCGAGGAAUAAAACGUGUAGAUCGCUCACCGUCACUUGGAAGACCCACCCUCCCACCGAGUACAUCACCCAUCAUCCGGCACAUCGAUAGAAUAUCACCCACCGCCACGCCUGUCAUUGGUGUUCAUAGGGCCGAUGUCAGUGCACACAGUGGACAUAGCACUCACAGUGUUCAGAGUUCUAGCACUAUGUUUAACAGUUCUGAGCAUAUGAACAAGUCUCCCAGUGGGAGUAGUCUUGGCUCCAUACAAGGAGGAAGACUGAGUUUGCCUUGCCCUCCUCAGUCAGUACCACCCACCUACAACAGUGCCAGGACAGUGCCUGUCUACGUCGCACACUCAACCACCUCUAGUUUUAGUCAUUCAGAUGCAAUUUCCUUUUCACAGCCUGUUAGUAGAAGCACAAGUCGUGCAGAUAGCUUUAACAAGAACUUUGGAAGAUAUCAACUUCAGGAGAAUGAACCCUUUGUUCCUCCAAUAUCAAAUCAGUUGCAGACUACUUUCCCUAGCACCCUGGCACCACCAUGUAGUGGAUGUGUCACCCCAAUGUUAGAUGCCUUGGCUGGAAAUCUUGUUUUAUCCAGCUAUCCUUCAGUUACUCAAGGGGUGAUGACAGAAGUGGCCAAUCCUGAGGUGACUGAGUCUUACAUUCCUAACAAUGAAAUGACCCUGCCAGAAAUGACAAAGGAGUAUCUGGCCCCACCACCAAUGUUCGCAGACCUAAGUCACAAUGAAUCCACUGACUCUGCACUGUCUGGAUCUAGUAAUUUGGAUCCCAAGUUAUCUGGAACUUCAGAGAGUGAAUCUGCAGACCAUGUAGAAUCCGAUCUUGAAGAGGUAAAACAAGAAAAUGAGCCAAAGAACGAAAACCCACCGACUCAAAUUUCAGUCAAUAAUCAAGAGGAAAUUCUUCAUCCAGAAUUAGAGGAAAUAAGAGGUCAGCCCAGUGCAUUUUCUUCAUUCUCCAUGAUAACAAAGCUUUGCAAUGACAAAUCAUUGAUGCAAACUCCAUAUCCAAAAGCAACAGGACCCAUGAUUGGUGCAUAUGAUAUGAGUUCAAUGAGGUCAACAGACUCAAGGAUUUCACAUCUAUCACAUGAGUUGGAUUCUCGGCGUUUGUCCUCGUGUUAUCCAGAAUCCUCUCAGGCUAUGGUAACCCCAGUCACCCCCACACGACCCUACAGCUGGCACAGUGAAAAUUUUGACCUUGACUCCCAGUUGACCUUGAUGAAUGGUAAUGUUGCUAUGAUGCCUGGUUACUUUGAUAACCAUAGUAGCAUGCCACAUGCCCUGGGUGGGAUCCUGGUGGCACCUUCUUCUACUCUAACAAAUUCAGUCAAUUUGGACUUUGGGAGACCCCUUAUGAUUGGUGAUAGAUACUCACCACAAUCAAUAGCAAGUCAUUUAAUGAUACCUUCUAAACUUUCAAGUGGUGGACAUAGUACAACGGACAGGAACAUUAGUCAGAAAGCUUUUAAGGAGACGUAUGGGAUAGCAUAAAUGCAGUAUUUGAUAAACUAUUCAAUUUUGUUAAAACAAAUCUUUUCACUUUAUUUAUAUCUGCAAGUGAAACUGUGAAUUUUUGAAACUGCUGAAAUCUUCUGAUUUACCUCCUUCUUCCAGACAGUAGAUCUGAAAUACACAUUUAAUGAUUGAACAAAAUAUUGAGAUUUUGAUUAUGUUUUUUAUUGUUAAAUGAAUUUACUGAGUACAGUUUGUUAAGUUCAGAGAGAGAUAAAAAAUAUUUACUGCCAAAAGAAUGUGUGUGUGUCAGAGUACUGAAGAGUAGAUAUUUUUGUUGAAGAUUAUUUUUUAUCAAAUAUUAUUUUUAUGUGCUGUGCACAAAAUGAUAUUGUUCUAACAUUAACACUGUUUCAAAUUUUGCACAUUUGUACCCAUAGUGUACUUCCAAAUAAUGAUCUUUACUUUGUACUUUGAAAAUUUUGGUAUUAUAAAAAACAGGACCAUAUAAAUACUGUUAUAUAAUAUUAUUAUGUCUUAAAAAUGCAUUCUAUGCAAUCUUAUUGGAUAAAAUUUUAUAUUACAGAUUUAUAUAUUUAUGUACUACCAUUUCUCUAUAUUCAAACAUAUUUCAUUUUUUUCUCUAAAUUUGCAAUAAAAAAUUGUUGUCAUAUGAUGUGGUAAAAAAAAGUUGUGAUAUGUAUAUCUCAGUAUACAAGGUUGUAAUAGGCUCAUUUUGUCUUCAAAGGCAAAAUUUCAUGAAGAUGUUAAAUAUCAUUUUUCCAGCUGAUAGUUUGAGCUUUAAUGAUAGAUAUAUAAAUCUAUAUAUUAUAUGUAUGUGUACAUGUAUUUGUAUUGGAAUUUUAACUUUUAAAAUGUUUUUGCAUCAAGUUUAUGCAUUUUACCAUGAUAUUAUUUUAGUUUUUUUCGGAUAAGCUUCAGAAAUGAAGUUUCUUUUCCCUUUUAUAUUGUAAUGAAGGAUUUCAGAGUUGCAUUGUAAACUAAUAGAAAUAUUCCAGAAAAUGCAGUGUAUUGCAAGUUCAUAUAUUCCGUAUCAAAGUUUGGAAAAAUAACUUAACAAAACAAUUCAUGCAGAUAAUACUAGUAUCUAUGAUUUUUUAUUUUUUAAAAAACACUAGACAUUAAGAAAUUUUCAAAACCGGAAAUUGAAUUACCAGUUUUCCUAUCUAUUCAAGAAAGUAAACUGCACAUAUUUAAUGAAAUGUAGAUUUAUUCUAGAAAUCCUGAGAUAUGUUGUCUUCUGAUCAUUAGCUUACAAUGCAGCUGUGAAUCCAGCGCGAAUCAUUCUGUGAUGUUAACAUUGUGAUAAAGGCUUCAUAGCCGGCAUUUCUUAAUCACGGUCAGUAUAACCCACUCUACAAUGCUUACAUGUUUGUCAAACAAACAUUUUCCAUAACUCAUUUAUCAACAAAAUCCUGGGUAAUAUCUAUUUAUAAAUGCUGUAAUGGGGGAGAAAAACUUGAUCCUGUCUAAUGAUACUGAAAUUGGGCCAGAUUUUCAGCGUUAAUGAAUGAAUAGUACUGUAAACCAACUAUUAUUCGCGUCAUCUUUUAUUCGCGUUUCCUCAGUUCAAUAUCAAUCCGCGACGAUUAAUUUCCGGGACUAAUAAAAAAUUCUGUACAAAUGCUUAACAAAAUGAAUGGUUCGUGACGAUUAAUAUUUGAUCGCGGAACUCGCAGAUAUUUCUCGCACGCCAAUAAAAGUUGGUUUACAGUAUCUCAUGAAGAAAUGAUGACCUGCGUGUGUUGAUGCGUAACUGAAUUGGUUAAAUAUAUAUAAAAUAUUAUUUAGAAAAAAAAUAUUUUAAAAACUAAUGUAAAAUGUGUAAUGAGAGCAUUUAUUAAUGAUUUCAAAUCCCAUUUUACAGGAUGAUUUCAUCAAUGUGAAUUAAUUAAACAUGUCAUUUUAAAUCAUAUAAAUUACAAUUUACACUUCAUCUUUAUGAAAAAUGACUUUUGUUGCAUAACUGUUGUACCCAGAAAGCAUUUAUGAUCAUUUAGUUUUAUAAUGAGGAUGUCUGGUUCCUAAGAAAUUGUAUUUCAAUGAAAGGAUUUUUGUUCCAACAUAAACUUUCAUUCUUUUGUAUUCUUGCUAGUAAAAAUAAUCCAUAUUUUUUUCUCUCCAUAAGCUAUGUUUAUCAGAAUUUUUUAACAUUAGCCUUUUGUGUCACAAGGAUGAAUUUACGAUUUAUUUUUGACCAUCCAGACACCUUCUUAUGACAUCUCUGCCACAAAAGAAAAAAAAACCCAUUAUACAAAUUGAUGUAUUUCUUUCUUUUUAUAUCUUUAAAGUCAGUACCUACUUAAUUUUCUUUUCAAACAUUGUUAGCAAGAGUACAUAUUGAUGUAAUGUAAUCUACAUUCUCAGCAUGUUUACGAAAGAAGCUUAUGGGCAUUUGAGGGCCAUUUCUUUAAUGAUAUGUUCUCUAACGAUAGACGAUUUCUCUGUAACCAUGGAAUGUUGUAGCUGAUUUCUUUUGCAGGUACAGAAAUGGUAUUGUUCAUCAUAUCAUUUGGUUAUUUGAUCAAAUACUGAUGGUAUUUUUCUGGUUUUUUUCCCUCAUGAUUGUGAAAACUUCUGUUAGAUUUAGACCUCACAUUUUGCCAACGGAAGACGGGUUUUAAAAAAGUUAGUAGAUCUAUGCAAUAUUCAUUAAUGUUGGACAUUUUAGCCACAUCAAAUUAGAUUUUUUUGUUAAUGUGUAAACAUAUCUGUAAACUUAUCUUUACAAUUAAAUCAUGUUUUACAGAUCCAAACUUUAAACAAUGCUGACAGGAAUGUGUUGUCAUACAUACCUAUAUGUAAUGUCUAAAUCAUGAGUCUUAAAUAAAAAGUUGUGACUAUGAAAUAUAUGCAUAUAAGAUAUCAAA
This is a messenger RNA of Saccostrea cuccullata (small rock oyster), 5917 nucleotides long. RefSeq names its product protein expanded-like. Bases 198 to 3065 code for a protein of 955 amino acids. Gene Ontology annotation, cellular component: cytoskeleton; cytoplasmic side of apical plasma membrane. The record is from RefSeq and is a predicted model, not a curated record. The transcript has 13 exons. Lineage: Eukaryota; Metazoa; Mollusca; Bivalvia; Ostreida; Ostreidae. Gene Ontology annotation, biological process: positive regulation of hippo signaling.